AGUAGUUAAUGCUAAUCAUCUCAAUAAAAUUACAUUAGUGAGCCUCCUCCCCUACUACCAGGCUACUACUGCCGCUUCCUCUUGCGACUCACAAAGAAAAAUGCCAUCAAUAGCAGCUAGAUUGCUCGGUGGUUAGGAAGCUAGUUAAGCUAGCUAGAUUUUCCCUCUCUCAUCCAUCGUCUCUAACCUCUCCACACGAACCCGUCGAUCAAGCAGACGCAAGCUGCUGCGAGCUGCCGGCUUGCAAUGGGGCACCACUACCAGCUGUUCGUGGACCCGUUCGCGAGGAGCAUGUCGUCGCUGGAGCCGGACAUCUUCUCCGGCACCGGCCUCCAUCAUCACCUCGCGCCGUCCACGCAGUGGCUGGGCCUCGGAAACCACGGCAUCCCAGUGGCGCCGACCGCCAACAACGGCACCUCCUCGGGCGGCGACGGCGACGGCUCGGGCUCCCAUCGCAAGAUCAGUCACAACGCCUACGAGCGAGACCGACGCAAGGAGCUCAACGAGCUCUACUCCGACCUCCGCUCCCUCCUCCCCCAAGACGAUCGCACCAAGAAGCUGAGCAUUCCAAUCACGGUGUCACGGGUGCUCAAGUACAUCCCGGAGCUGCAGAAGCAGGUGGAAGGCCUGGAGAACAAGAAGGAGGAGCUGACACGGGCCAGCUGCAAGCCAGGAGUGCUGACCAUGAGGGAGAACACGGCUCCGAUUGUGUCCGCCACCUGCAUCGACGACAGGGAUAUCAUGGUCCAGGUCAGCCUGGUGAGCACUAUGGCUGGAGAUCUGCCCAUGUCCAAGUGCAUCAACGUGCUGGAGAAUGAAGGUCUUCGCCUCAUCAGCUCGUCCACUUCCGCAUUCCAGAACAGGACGUUCUACAGCCUUCAUCUUCAGAGAACCCAACGAACGAUGAGCAAGGAGUGUCCAGCAUUUUGUGAAGAACUGGAGAACGUCAUGAAGCAAAAGGCAGGACUGCGUCUACAUCACUAGUAGAUUGUAGCACAAUAAUGGCGUAUAUUAUCAUACAUGUUUAACCAUGAACCAAAAUGUAUGUUGUAUAUAUAAGAAAAUGAUCGAAGAUAAAUAGUAUUGAUGCAUGCAUGAUAUAUAACUA
This is a messenger RNA of Triticum urartu, 1108 nucleotides long. RefSeq names its product protein IRON-RELATED TRANSCRIPTION FACTOR 2-like. The record is from RefSeq and is a predicted model, not a curated record. Gene Ontology annotation, molecular function: protein dimerization activity; DNA-binding transcription factor activity, RNA polymerase II-specific; RNA polymerase II transcription regulatory region sequence-specific DNA binding. Gene Ontology annotation, cellular component: RNA polymerase II transcription regulator complex. Gene Ontology annotation, biological process: regulation of transcription by RNA polymerase II. Lineage: Eukaryota; Viridiplantae; Streptophyta; Magnoliopsida; Poales; Poaceae.